Messenger RNA from Glossina fuscipes, 4048 nucleotides. RefSeq lists its product as uncharacterized. Lineage: Eukaryota; Metazoa; Arthropoda; Insecta; Diptera; Glossinidae. The record is from RefSeq and is a predicted model, not a curated record. The coding region runs from base 1 to 4014 and encodes 1337 amino acids. Gene Ontology annotation, molecular function: zinc ion binding; metallocarboxypeptidase activity. Gene Ontology annotation, biological process: proteolysis. The transcript has 7 exons.
AUGUUUUCUUUUCUCAUAGUAAUAAAAUUAUUAAUGUUAAAAAUAUUAUUGGCCAAUUUAUCGGAUCUAACCCGAUCCGAACGUUAUGCGUACGCCUAUUAUCCGAGCGCGGAAGAAUUUGAUCAAGAAUCCCCAUUAACAUGGCAAUUCGGCGGCAACUUCAACAAUCAUCACCGGCGAUAUCCAGAGAGUUUCAAAACUACUUAUCAACCAAAAUUUCUUUAUAAUAAAGAACGUAGAAAAUGUACAAAAGAUUCUAGCGAUAGCAAAUAUAUGAGAAGAUUAAACAUAAGUGCUAAGGAAAAUCCUAUUAAUGAGAAAAUUGAUUUUGUAAUAAACGCAAGAUCGAAGCCAUUAAACGAAAAAAUAAUCGAAAGCAAAAGACAAGUUCCGAUGUAUUUUUCAAAUCCUAAAGACGGUAAAGUGUUUAUUAUCAGUGAAGUAACGAAUAAAAAUGAACAUAAUUAUCAAGCUAUCAAUAAGUCCUUCCCCAUAUUGAUAACCAAAGAACAAUAUGACCGCGAUCUGUUAUUGUUAAAGCAAACAUUAUUGAAACAAUGUCAUAGUAAUGCGUUUCUCGAAGCCUCUGAAAAUACAAAUACCAAGCCAUCGAUUAUACGUUUAUUUAAGCCUGCCGAUGUUAUAGUGAAAUCUCAGCUAACAGUAAACGAUAAUGAGAAUGUGAGAAGUGAGAUGAAAAUGCCGUUAAUAAAAAGGAAGCAAUCGUUGAGCAAAAUACGAAAAAAUUUGAAAAAAUUCAAACCUCCCGGCCGAAAGCCUUUAAAGCCAGCAAACGCUUUAAAUUCAAUAGUCAAUGAUUCUACAUUUUCGCCUAUUAAGACAGUAAGUGAAAUUAGCAAAUUAUCGACUCAACUAGAAAAACCCGUCAUUGACGCCAUCAUCGAAUCUACAGCGUACUCUAAGAUUCCUCUUACGUCAACUAAAGGUUUUAUGACCUUCAAUAGACAGGAAAUAUCUGAUAAAUUGAAUUUUAAAUCUAAAAUUAGAAAAAGAUCUGUCAAAGAACUUGAACCGUUGAAAAAUGACGAGUUAAUCAAAAAUUUAAAAAGAGAUUUCAAAGUCGAUCAAACCAAAUCUAAAGAUCUUUCGGAAAACUUCCAUAAUACGAUGCAAGGUCAAAUAAUAUUGUAUUCGGGUCAUCGUCCGGGCCUAGAGGAUGACAGAUUAGGCAAAAUGAUUGAAAAGCUUACAAACAACACCGACAACCUGAACAGAUUUUAUAAGAAUGCGAAUAAUCCACCACAACUUAAUCGUAACUUCGCACACUCAACUAUGAUCUGGGAUAGUGCAAAAUAUCCUAACAGUCUUUCUCAACUUAAAUUAAAAAGAAAAAGAUCAGUCGAUAAUGAGGAGAAUUUCUCGAAAAGUUUAAUUUCUUUACGAAAUCUCAAAAAUCAAACUGCGUUUCCCAAUCAAAAUACAUCGGAACACACUUCGAAGCAUAAAAGAAUAAAGAGGAAGAAAUUGAAAAGAAAAAUUAUUGAUCGCAACGAGUUUAGACGUUUGGGGAAUCGUACCGACGGCAUAACAACUGCUCGUGCGGAAGUAAUUCGACUUAAAGAUCAUAGAAGAAAUCAAUUAGAACCUGAUUAUUCGGAUUACGAGUCCGACGAUUAUUACGAAAACGAUCGCGAAGAAUAUGAAGAAGAUAAGAAUCCAGAUUAUUAUACUGAGUAUUCGAUAGAGGACUCACACACAGCUUCGGCGACAAUUGAAGACUAUACUGAAACUACUGAAAAAGUUAAUGUUACCGAUUCUCAGAUAGUUAAACCACCUUAUAGCGAGUACAUCGUAUCCCCUACUCGCAUUAAUACCAAGAGUCCAUCAUCAUCAUCAUCAUCAUCAUCAUCAUCAUCAUCAUUAUCAUCAUCGAUUAAGAAACGUAUACGGCGACGACCAUCCCGUGGUGAUUACUACGAUGAUGAUGACGAUGAUGAUGAUGAUUUUCCCAGCACUUCUUUGACUUCAAAUAUAAGCGGUUUCUUACGUUUGCUUUUCUAUCCCGUGCAAAUGGUCAUGUCUAACAUUAUGGAUAACAUAUCGCCGAAACGUAAUAAAGUUAACGCUGGCGGCUCUUCGCAUUACAUAUCAUAUCAUAACACCUUAAAACAACAAAGCAAUGACGAUUACUACGACGAAGACUCCGAUUAUGGAGAUGAUGAUGAUAUUGAAGAUAACUCAUUCGGUAAUUGGUUCAGUUCUUGGUUUAGUUUUAAUCGUCGUAAUAAAAAAAUCGGUAGCACUACAACUGCGCCAAAUAAACGAAAACCUAGUAAAACUUCAAGCAGUUGGCUACCGUCUUGGCUUAAAUUUGGUGGCAGUAAAUCGGAAGAUGAUUAUGAUGAUUAUGAAAAAUGGUUCAGUAGCUGGUUUGGUGAUACUAAAGUCAAAGGGAAUCGAAGAAGGCCAACAACAACGACAUCGACUACCACACAAAUACCGCAUGUACCUAUAUUAACGAUAGUCGAUCCUAUGAGAAAUCCACAAAAUUGGAUUGGCAUACUAACGAAUCAUAUGUUAAAUAACGCAACGACAACGAAUAAUCCUAUGAUCGAAGCUAUUAAUCGGAUCACAAGUACCACUACUGAGGAUCCGGAAAUUCCGCAUAAAAUCACUUAUGAUAAAUAUCAGAUAUGGCGUUUAAAACCUCAAGACGAUAGCCAAGUGAGAAUAUUGGAAGAUUAUAAGAGAAGUGAUGAAGGCAUUAAAUUGCAAUGGCUGAAGGGACCAAGCUUAAGAGGUCUAACGGAUGUCUUAGUCCCGCCUCGUAUGCUGGUAAAUUUUGAAGGUUCUUUAACUUUUGAAUCGAUCGAUCAUGAAGUUUUAAUAUUCGAUGUAGGCAAAGCUAUAGCCUAUGAAAAGACCAAAGAGGAUUCGUAUUAUUCUCAAAGUACAAAAAAUUUGAAAAAGCAUGUUACCAAACUUCCACCUGUAACGCCGAUGUCAUGGCGUAAAUAUUAUGGUUACGAAGACAUAAUUAAAUAUACUGAAAACAUGCGUUUACGCUAUCCUCAGCUUGUUGAUCUAUUACAUAUUGGCCGGUCAUAUGAAGGUCGUCCAUUGGUUGUCGUUAAAAUCGAAAGCAAAGAAGUGACAGCCGCCAACAAUGCGGCUGAACAGACGUUACAAAAAACAAAGUUAUCGCACAAGAAACGACCAGGUGCAGCGAACGCUGUCUUUAUAGAAGCAGGAACACACGGCUUAGAAUGGAUUGGACCGGCAACAGCAACCUGGAUUAUUAACGAGCUCUUAAAAAUCAUGAAAACCAAUAAGACUUCUGCUGUAUUGGGCGAUCAAAGUUUUAUACGCAAUACUACAUGGUAUAUAAUGCCAGUAUUGAAUCCGGAUAGUUAUGUCUAUAGUCAUGAUUACGAUCGUUUCUGGAAGAAAUCACGUUCGCUGCAUGUUUCCCGACCGACUGGACUUAUAAAUUCGGCAAUGACUUGGCUGAAGCAGAAAAAAGUUAAAGAGAAAAUAUGCUUUGGCGUUGAUUUGGAUCGCAACUGGCAUUAUCAGUGGGGCCGUAGAGGAAGUUCAAAGUCACCCUGCAAUGAAUUUUUUGCCGGUCCCGGACCAUUCUCCGAACCGGAAACUAAAACCAUGGCUGAAUUUCUUUUAGAAAAUCGCUCUCAAAUAAAAUUAUUUAUAUCACUUCAAGCCUAUGGGCAAAUUCUCAGCUAUCCCAUUAAAGUGAAUGCCAGCUAUAAUACCGAACGUUUAGAUGAUAUGCUUGACGUGGCUAUGGUGGGAAUUGAUGGGCUGCGUAAAAAGUUUAGUAAAUCCCGAUAUAAAAUCGAUACCUCUAACGAUCUGAUUGAGAAUCGUUCAGGUUGCUCUGAUGCCUUUGCCGCCUAUGAGGUGGGAAUACCGUUUGCUUAUACGUUACAAUUGGCGGAUAACGGUGUCCAUGGUUAUUUAUUACCGAGUGCAGCUAUUGAAUCUACUGCAGCUGAUGCCUUUGAAAUGAUCAUUAGCAUGUUGGAUUAUAUAUAGAGUAUAAAAGUUACUUGUUUUCUUCUUCUUCGAA